AUGAGCCUGUCAACAACUUUAAAGCCACUGCCCACCUGCACCAUUGCCUGCCUUCCGGAAUGGUUUUUGCAGGUGGAACAGGAGUUCCUCCUUCAUCACAUCACCUCUCCACUCAACAAAUGUCGAAUACUGGUGACAAAUCUACCACCUGAACUUCUACACUCUGUCAGCGACCUCCUCAACAACCCCGAGUAUAAUUCCUAUGAACUCCUCAAAGAAGCAAUCCUGCAGCGAGCGGCGCCUUCCCCACGACACGCGUUGCGUGCUCUCUUCACGGCAGCGUCGCCGGACGGCCAUACACCCUUAGAAACGCUCCGACACAUGCAACGCACCCUCGCCCGCGCCGACACUCACCUGCCUCCUGAUAUUCUGCGCUCGAUGUUCCUCCAACGCCUGCCGGCGGCGCUUCAAACCGCCCUACUGGCCUCAGAACUCUCCACCGAGCAGCUAGCCUUGAAAGCAGACGAAAAACUCGCAAUACAAACUAGCCCACAAGUCUCAUCUGUGUCCACUACAUCGCCUCUAACCCUGGAGUCCCUCGCUACGCAGGUCGCCGAACUCACAACCGCCGUUCGACGGCUCGCAGCCCGCGACCCUUCACCGCGUCCCAGGUCCCGCCAUCGCAGCCCCGCAUCGCCCUGUGCCUACCGCGACCGCGGACGAGACUAUGCUCCUCAGCACCGUCAAAACUACAAUCGCCGCCGCUCCCAGACUCCAGACACAGGAGCAGAGGUCAGCCUUAUCCCUGCAUCCCACAAGGACAGGACCUCGCCCGCAUCUCGCACGCUGGAGGCCGCCAACUGUUCUCCCAUUAACGUAUACAGUGAGCGCUCCAUGACACUCCUUUUCAGCAGCGCCCCCCAUCCGAAACUGACGUGGGUGUUCCUGGUCGCUGAUGUACAGCAGCCAAUCCUCGGAGCAGACUUUCUCGCACAUUAUGGAUUCACGGUGGACCUUAAGCGGGAGGCCCUUGUACACCAGUCAGGAGCCCGCACCAGACGCCUCGUCGGCCCUACACUGACGAAACCUAUCAAUGUGACAACAACACCACCACACACUGUCACACACCACAUCGUCACGGCGGGCCCACCGGUCCACUUCCGUUGCAGGCCCCUCGCACCAGACCGUUUCCGCAUCGCAAAGGCAGAGUUUGAACACAUGAGGGACCUUGGAAUCAUACGCCCUUCCAGCAGCCAGUGGGCAUCUCCUCUGCACCUCGUACGGAAAAAGGAUGGCGAUUGGCGCCCUUGUGGUGAUUAUCGCCAUCUUAACACAUCUACUGCGCCAGAUCGCUAUCCCCUCCCGCACCUCCACUUCUUCACACGUGAACUCUCAGGUUGCACCAUUUUCUAA
Penaeus chinensis is the source of this 1353-nucleotide messenger RNA. RefSeq lists its product as uncharacterized. Lineage: Eukaryota; Metazoa; Arthropoda; Malacostraca; Decapoda; Penaeidae. The record is from RefSeq and is a predicted model, not a curated record. The transcript has 3 exons. Bases 1 to 1353 code for a protein of 450 amino acids.